GUUUAUAUAAAUAAGUAAUGCCUCGCUGUCCAGAUACAUUGCAACCAAAAGAACAUGGAGGAUGUAUCUCAGGAUAUCAAUGACGUGUGGUCUUAUCUAACAACUUCCUAUCAUCCCAGCUCUCGAUUGCUGUCUCUCUCGGAGUCCCGAGGCCUCCAAGUGACAGACCUAGCAUUUGCGCGCCUCCUCGACCAAGUCAAUCCAGUCAGACAUCUAAGAGAAGAAUUCCAUUAUCCAAGUAUUAAAGACCUCGAUGUAAACGACUGCGACUCAGACGCGAAAUGCAUCUAUUUGUGUGGCAACAGUUUGGGACUUCAACCUAAAGAGACAAGAAGCUUGGUGAACGAAGAACUAGAAAAAUGGGAGAGAAAAGGUGUUGUUGCGCAUGUGCAAGCAAAGACAAGGCCCUGGAUUUCAAUUGAGAGCACAGUGAAGGAUGAGAUGGCAAAAAUAGUGGGUGCCGAGCCGGUGGAGGUGAGCGUCAUGAAUUCUUUGUCUGUUAAUUUGCAUGUGGGGAUGGUGGCAUUCUACAGACCAACGCAGGAGAGGUACAAGGUGCUGAUGGAAAGUAAAGCGUUUCCGUCUGAUCACUACGCUGUUCAGUCUCAGAUUCGGAUGCAUGGAUUUGAUGCCGAGUGUGGGGUUAUUACCGUCGAGCCGCGAGAGAAUGAGGAGACACUGCGGACCGAGGAUAUCGUAGCUGCUAUUGAGAAACAUGGAGAGUCUGUUGCUCUCGUUCUGUUCAGUGGUGUUCAGUACUACACAGGACAAUUUUUCGAUAUUGAAACCAUCACGGAAGCAGCACAUUUGAAGGGUUGUAACGUCGGUUUCGACUUGGCUCAUGCUGUUGGUAAUGUUCCACUCAAACUUCAUGAGUGGGGAGUCGAUUUUGCAUGCUGGUGCUCAUAUAAAUAUCUCAAUGCCGGUCCGGGAGGUAUUGGUGGGUUCUUUGUUCACAAGAACCAUGCUCUUGAUUUUGGCAUUCCACGCAUGGAAGGCUGGUGGGGUCACGAUUUGGAGACGAGGUUCAAGAUGUCAAAUGAGCGGCAGCUGCUUCCUGGAGCAAAUGGUUUUUGUUGCUCGAAUCCUCCUGUUCUACAGAUGGUUUCAUUUCUGGCCAGUCUAAAUGUUUUCAACAAAACCACUAUGGAAGAACUAAGGGCCACAUCAAUCAUUCUGACAGGGUACUUGGAGUUGCUGCUACAGCAUUAUUUCCUCAAAGGUCAAGUUGAUAUCAAUCAUCCCUCUUUGGAAGUUAUCACACCAAGCGAUGUCAAGCAGCGGGGAGCUCAGCUGUCUCUCCGUUUUUCUGUUCCAGUGUGUGAGGUGCACAAUGAGUUGACCCAGAAAGGAGUAGUUGUUGAUAUGCGAGAGCCAAAUGCUCUGCGUGUCGCACCUGCUCCAUCAUACAACUCAUUUGAAGACGUUCAUAUGUUUGUCAUGUUGCUGCAAGAGUCGUUUCAAAAGAUACUGAAACAGGACGCGCAAUAAAGACAUCACUUUGUAUGACAUAUUCGUGUUUCAUGUGAUUCUAUUUGUGUUUCAUUGGUUUUAAUUUUGUAAUGUUUAUCAGUGGACUGGUUUGCAAGCUUUGAUACGUGGUUCUAUUUUUCUUGUGUAUAAAUCAUACUCAACUCAUGACUUAAUAAAACUUCUAUGGCAAGAGGUUUACUACCUUCAA
Corticium candelabrum is the source of this 1681-nucleotide messenger RNA. RefSeq names its product kynureninase-like. The transcript has a single exon. Bases 55 to 1491 code for a protein of 478 amino acids. NCBI's taxonomy places the organism in Eukaryota, Metazoa, Porifera, Homoscleromorpha, Homosclerophorida, Plakinidae. Gene Ontology annotation, molecular function: kynureninase activity; pyridoxal phosphate binding. Gene Ontology annotation, cellular component: cytoplasm. The record is from RefSeq and is a predicted model, not a curated record. Gene Ontology annotation, biological process: NAD+ biosynthetic process.